This is a messenger RNA of Babesia bovis T2Bo, 1029 nucleotides long. RefSeq lists its product as uncharacterized. Bases 41 to 979 code for a protein of 312 amino acids. The transcript is spliced from 4 exons. Lineage: Eukaryota; Apicomplexa; Aconoidasida; Piroplasmida; Babesiidae. The record is from RefSeq and is a predicted model, not a curated record.
AUAUUGGUUUAUAGCAACUUCAAUAUAUAAUAUGCAUUAAAUGGUGGCCAUACUUUUAUUUUAUUCCGCUUUAGCGGUUUUGGGCAUAUUAAGAGCGGAAGGACACACAUCGCCUAGAUCCACUUACACCUUUCCAAAGCCUAGAAGUAUACGUGGCACGCUGUUACUACGUGAUGUAUUGAACUCUAUAAACAACAACUUUGGAAGGAAGAUCAACAUUGCAAAGAGGUUCAACCUAGGCAAAUUCGAGUUGCGGUGUUCACUACGAAGUCGUGACAUUGACUCUUGCAGCCGUCUUGGCAACCAAUUGGUACCUAUUAACUUUCGGGGCUAUUCUGAUGUUGAGAAAGCAAGAUGGGAAGACUUAUUUGAUGAAGUCGGCUUAGAUGCAACGAUUAUGCUUGAUAGCCAGUACGUGUGGAAUGCCAGACUUUCUGUGGACAUACCUCGUGCUAUGCGUUACGUUGCUUAUAAGAGAGGUGAUGCACUAACAACUGGUUUGGUGGAUUUCUCAGAGACCAUAAAAAGAAUAGCGUUUCUUUACAAGCAUAAAGAUCUUUUACUUCAGGUACAUCAUGCUCCACUCACUAAGGAGACUACUUUUGACAUUUUGAAACGUUGGGAGGACCUAUACGUCAUGAAGAAUAAAUACAUCCAUGUGACCCCUAAACUCCAACUGAUCAUUGAUGACGGUAUCAGCCCAAAGUCAAACAUGUGCCUUGCAAUUGAGCGUGGUAAAGACUUUAUAACUCCUAUUAUAUACCCAUUAGAUAAGAAAUUUGAGCUUAUGGCGGAGAAGACCUUAACUGAUGGCAUUAAAGCCAAUGUAUUUUGGAGUAAGGACAAUCGUGUAUAUAUGAAUUUGAGUAUAAGUUUACCUUGGGGAAAGAGGGGUUGGCAAACAUUGUCAUUUAGGUUUGUCUUCCCUGAGGUUAAUCGAUCGCACGUUCAUUUGUUGAACGAGGUUUAUUUACCUUAAUCGCAUCACAGUAUUUUAAGAAAUAUAAACACAGAAAUGAUUUUCAAUGC